Molecule: messenger RNA, 1179 nt
Organism: Phialemonium atrogriseum
Lineage: Eukaryota; Fungi; Ascomycota; Sordariomycetes; Cephalothecales; Cephalothecaceae
Product: CDK-activating kinase assembly factor
Exons: 1
Biological process (GO): positive regulation of cyclin-dependent protein serine/threonine kinase activity; regulation of transcription by RNA polymerase II; nucleotide-excision repair
Cellular component (GO): transcription factor TFIIH holo complex
Molecular function (GO): cyclin-dependent protein serine/threonine kinase activator activity
Source: RefSeq, a predicted model, not a curated record
AAGAAACCAGCCAUGUCCCGCAGAGCCACCUUCAACACCCGCCCGGCGGGCGCGGCCACCACGGUCGCAUCCGACGACAUGUGCCCCGUAUGCAAGACGAUCCGGUACCUCAACAAGGACAUGGAGUUCCUCAUCAACCAGGAGUGCUACCACCCGAUGUGCUCGAACUGCGUGAACCGCCUCUUCAACGAUGGGCCGAACCAGUGCCCCUACGCGGGCUGCCACAAGACGCUUCGGCGCAAGGGGUUCCGGACGGCCUUCUUCGGCGACCUGGGCGUGGAGCGCGAGGUGGACAUACGGCGGCGGGUGGCGGCGGUCUUCAACCGGGCCGAGGACGACUUCGAGACGCUGCGCGACUACAACGACUACCUGCAGAUGGUCGAGGACCUGACCUUCGACCUGGUCGGCGGCGACGAGGCCCGCCGCCGCGCCGCCGAGUCCACGCUGCAGCAGUGGGAGGCCGAGCACCGGGCCGACAUUGAGCGCAACCGCAACGCCGGCCGCGAGGCCGACGAGCUGUCCCGCCGCAGGCUGGCCGCCGAGCGGGAGGCCGCCCGCCAGCGGCGCCUCGACGCCAUCAACGAGGCCGAGGAGGAGCGCCUGAGCCGCGCGCGCCAGCGCGAGGCCGAGCUCGACGACCUGGCCAAGGGCGGCUCGUCCGCCGCUGCCGAGACCCACCGCGUGCAGCUCAAGAAGCGGGGCCAGCAGGCCCGCACCGCCGCCGCCGUGGUGGCUGCCACGGACCCGGCCGCCGACGUCACGGGCGCGGCGGGCAGGCUGUCGAUCCGCGGGCUCAAGGAGAAGCGCAAGCCGGCGGCCUCGGCGGCGGCGGCCGAGGGGCCGUACGACCCGUUUGGCGGCAUGGACUUUUCGCCCGACCGGUACCGCGUCGUGAUGCGCGAGGGGUACUACAGCAACGACUGGCUCCAGGGGGCGCGCCUCGACAUGGCCCACGCGGCCGGCGGGUAUGACGUCCGCGAGUACUGCGCGCGGGCCAUGUUCGACGCCUUUGCGGGGCUGGGCGUCUUCGUCGGCGACGAGAAGGAGAUCGGCUCCGUCGCCAGCAGCGGCGCCGGCGCCUCGGCGGGGGACGUCGCCACCACCGCCGCUGGCAUGGCCGCCGCCGAGCCGGGUCCGGACCCCGUCGUCAGGAUGGAAGUGGACGAUGUCUUUGGCUAG